AUGGACAGCGACUUAUCAGAGAUUGAAGUGGAUGAGGAGGUUUUCACAGAGUCUCCAGGACCGCUUGAAGAUGAUUUAGAUGCACAGGAGCCCGAGGAAGAUGACGACUACCAAUACACACCUGAUUAUGAGGAUGACGAAGAACGUGUCCAAGUGAAAAGAUCUGGAAGGUCAAGACGACAGCCUACGCGACUAGCAGAGGAAGAAGAUCAUGCAUAUCAACCUAAGAUGACUUCGAAGCGUGCUACAGUGACGGAUGAUGAUGAUCUUCCUACACCUUCCAAAAGGCGCAAGGCUGCAACAAUUGAUUUACAAAGUUACGAAGAGGAGGAAGAGGAAGAAGACGAAGAUCAGGGCCAACAACAUCGAAUCAAUAGCCGUAAUAAAAUGAUCAUGGAACUCAUGGAUGGGAAUUCACCCAGAAAGAGAGACCGACUUACUGAAGAAGAGCUUCAAUUACGUAGAGCAGAGAAUGCUCGUAAAAGAAAAAAUAUGAGCGAGAAGAAACUGGAGGAAGAGAAGCAGGAUACUAUAAAUAAGCUACUAAGAAGGCGUGCUGGAAAAUCCAGAAGUAACGUAAGUUUGGAUAAAGGAAAUCCUGAGGAUGAGGGUACUUACGUCAAGCCUCGCAGAGCUUAUCACUCAGAGGGCCUAGUUCGUGUAAUACGAACAAAGGACGACGAUCUUUAUUGUACCUAUUAG
This is a messenger RNA of Lachancea fermentati, 702 nucleotides long. The record is from the annotation of a GenBank genome assembly. NCBI's taxonomy places the organism in Eukaryota, Fungi, Ascomycota, Saccharomycetes, Saccharomycetales, Saccharomycetaceae.